CUGGCUGAGGGGGUGAGUGCUCGGAUGAAGACCUCUUUUUGCCGUGACUCUCUGCUCCAUCGGGGCAGCUGGGAGACUUGGAGGCUUUGAAAUUGUAACGAGCCAAGAGAAAAGGAAGAAGAGAAAGAGACACGCAUACAAAAGGAUUUAUUUCCUAUUCGUUAGUGGAUUGUUAAACGUGAGUGGGAAGGAGAAAAAAAAACCAAGGGUGGGUUCUUUUAUUUUGUUCCAUUUUUUUUUCCUUAAAAAAAAAAAUCCCUUAAGUGGAUUUGUCCCAGGGUGGAAGGUAACUGGGGAUUUUUCUUGUUUGUUCUGGGAAUAGAAACUAAAAAAUGGAGACUGUAAGUAGAAGCAGCUUCCAGCCUCAUCCAGGACUGCAGAAGACCUUGGAACAGUUUCAUCUGAGCUCUAUGAGCUCCCUGGGUGGCCCUGCUGCUUUCUCAGCACGAUGGGCACAGGAGAUGUACAAGAAAGACAAUGGCAAAGACCCAGCGGAACCUGUACUGCAUCUGCCCCCUAUCCAGCCUCCUCCGGUAAUGCCUGGUCCCUUCUUCAUGCCCUCGGACCGAUCCACAGAGAGGUGCGAGACCAUCCUGGAAGGGGAAACCAUCUCCUGCUUCGUGGUGGGUGGAGAAAAGCGGCUUUGCUUGCCCCAGAUCCUGAACUCCGUGCUCAGGGAUUUCUCCCUGCAGCAGAUUAAUUCGGUGUGUGAUGAGCUGCAUAUUUACUGCUCCAGAUGCACUGCUGACCAGCUGGAAAUCCUCAAAGUCAUGGGCAUCCUGCCCUUCUCUGCUCCUUCCUGCGGGCUCAUCACUAAAACUGACGCUGAGAGGCUUUGUAACGCCUUGCUUUAUGGUGGCACCUAUCCUCCCCACUGCAAGAAGGAAUUCUCUAGCACAAUUGAGCUGGAGCUUACGGAGAAGAGCUUCAAGGUGUAUCAUGAGUGCUUUGGGAAGUGUAAGGGACUCUUGGUGCCAGAGCUUUACAGUAACCCCAGCGCAGCCUGUAUCCAGUGCUUGGACUGCAGGCUGAUGUACCCGCCUCACAAAUUUGUGGUCCACUCUCACAAAUCGCUGGAAAACAGGACUUGCCACUGGGGCUUUGACUCUGCAAACUGGAGAUCCUAUAUUCUCCUCAGCCAGGAUUACACUGGGAAAGAGGAGAAAGCGAGACUGGGCCAGCUCUUAGAUGAAAUGAAAGAAAAAUUUGACUAUAACAACAAAUACAAGAGGAAAGCCCCCAGGGUCUCUUCAGAUCCUCCUGCUUCCAAAAAGCCCAAAAUAGAUGACUCUGCUUCCCAAUCUCCAGCUUCUACCGAGAAGGACAAACAGUCCAGUUGGUUACGGUCCUUAUCCAGUUCGUCCAAUAAGAGCAUCGGCUGUGUCCAUCCCCGCCAGCGUCUCUCGGCGUUCCGGCCCUGGUCCCCCGCCGUGUCGGCCAGCGAGAAGGAGCUGUCCCCACACCUCCCCGCCUUGAUCCGAGACAGUUUUUACUCCUACAAAAGCUUUGAGAAUGCUGUGGCCCCCAACGUGGCACUUGCACCUCCAGCCCAACAGAAAAUGGUGAGCAACCCGCCGUGUGCCACAGUGGUGUCCCGGAGCAGCGAGGCGCCGAGCAGCACCAGCCAGCCACGCAAGAGGAAACUGGCUGCAGAGCACACGGCUGUCCCCGAGGCAGCAGCCACUGCUGCGGCCGCUGUCACUGCCACCGAAGAGGAUAAGGAAUCGGAAGCAGAAAUUGAAGUAGAAACCAGGGAAGAAUUCACCUCCUCCUUAUCCUCGCUGUCCUCCCCAUCCUUCACUUCAUCCAGCUCUGCCAAGGACAUGAGCUCACCUGGGAUGCAACCCCCAGUCACAGUCAGCAGUUCAUAUGAGGCUGCAGCACAUCCUGACUCCCACAGCAGCGGGUUGGAAGCUGAGCUGGAGCACCUAAGGCAGGCCCUGGACAGUGGCCUAGAUACAAAAGAAGCCAAAGAAAAAUUCCUCCAUGAAGUUGUUAAAAUGAGAGUGAAGCAGGAAGAGAAGCUGAAUGCUGCCUUGCAAGCCAAACGCAGUCUACAUCAGGAGCUGGAGUUCCUAAGAGUGGCUAAGAAAGAGAAACUGAGAGAAGCAACAGAGGCGAAGCGCAACCUAAGGAAAGAGAUUGAACGUCUGAGAGCUGAGAAUGAGAAGAAAAUGAAGGAAGCCAACGAGUCUCGGAUACGACUGAAGAGGGAACUGGAACAAGCCAGGCAGAUCCGGGUGUGUGACAAGGGCUGUGAGGCAGGCAGGCUCCGCGCCAAGUACUCAGCCCAGAUUGAGGACCUCCAGGUGAAGCUUCAGCACGCAGAGGCUGACAGGGAGCAGCUCCGAGCAGACCUGAUGCACGAAAGGGAGGCGCGAGAACACUUGGAAAAGGUAGUCAAGGAACUUCAGGAACAACUGUGGCCUAAACCCAGCAGCCAGCCCGGCAGCGAGAGCACAGCCAGCAGCAUGGAGAACUGAGCCACCCCCGGCAUCUGCUGCACCCCAGAAUGACAUAUAUGCACAGUAAGGGAGGAUGUGUGGGUACGCGUGUAAGUGCAUGUGUGAGUUGUGUCUUGGCACACAGAUCUAGGAAUCUGGAUUCUUAUUAGUUGAAGGCAAAUGUUACUCUUUAUAACAGAAGCACUGAAUUACGCCUCUUUUUUUUUUCCCAAUCCAUAUAGCACAACAUCUUACUGUGCCUAUAAAACACAAAGUGUUUAUAAACAAAAUACUUUUGAGUCCACAGCAAAUUUUCUACUGGCAAACUCCAAGCAAGCAGCAUCGUCCAACUACAACCAGAGCCAAAGGCAGGGGCAGGGUUUUUGUGUUGCCCUUCUGCCUGUGGGACAUUUUGGAAUUUAAAAAACAAACAAACUUUUGUUCUAAGCUAUUUAAAGUAAUUAAUUACACAGACUUGGUAUUAAAAAUUAACAAGAUUUUUAUAAUGAACCUUUAAAAGCAAAACAAAGAAACCUUCGCUGCACAAUUUUUAAUGACUUGUUCUAGGCUUUGGGGCUCUUAAUGGAGAAGCCCUCUGGUGAUAAUGCCAUUUCUUAGCAGUUUUCCAGCCAUCCAGGAAGCCAUCCCAGAUUUAAUCCCGUCUCGUGGGGAUUUCAGAAUUUCAGAGUGCUUGUCAAAGUUAAUUUUUUCCUUACAAAGAAUCUUCUUCAUUUCAUGUCCCGAACUCCAGGAGAAAGGAAGACGCAGGAUUGGACCGGGGGGGAGGGAGGGAGGGGAGGCGCGUGCUUGCGGAUGACAGACCCGGCCUGACCCACUUCAGUGUCUGUAAAUCAUGCCACCUUUUUCUAAAGACAUCCUCACUAAUUGGUGUGUUGGAAAGACUCACUCCAUCCAAGAGCACUUCAGCUUUAGGAAAAGAAGGAAGGAAAUGGAUGGUCUGAUAAGUGGGUUGAGAAAUGAAGCAGAAGAUACGUGCGUUUCGAAGUCAUUCUGAAAUCUUACUUCAGCUUUCAGUUUCCUGGACGCCUCACCGUUGCUGCACCAUCUUACCAUAAACUCAGUAUUUACCUGCUUUUCCUCUGAACUGUCAGUCGGGGUUUCUGUGCCCAAGGAGAGUGCAACGUCGCAGUAUCGGAUACACCAGAGAAAACCAACCCUCUUGCUGCUGUGAAUAAGCCUCCAUCUUUUUGAAAAAGAACUUUUUUGUUUCCAAAAAGAGAAAUUACUUUAAUUUUGGGAUCCAAGCCGCAGCCCUGGCAGCAGAAUGCAGCAUGGCCUCACUUUGUCUUACUGCUGGUGCUGGUGGUUUUUUGUUUUUAAACUGCACUUUGUCAGAAUCUUACUCUGUGUUUUAGCCCAUACUUCUAAAGUUUACAAGUUGAGCAUUCUAGAUUCUACCCUGCCUCACAGAUGUGAAAAUCAUCAACCCAGCUUUCCACCGUGUGACACUUCAUCAUCACUUACAUUUAUGCAACACGAGGAUUCAGCAGGUAUGGAAUGCGCCCGCGGCACCGCUGUGGUGUGGCUCUGUGUUGGGAAGCCAUAGCGAUGCUCCCCGAAGUGCUCCAUGAAUACAGUUGGUGCUUUACUGAACAAGAGAAAAGUUCUUUUCACUCGUUAACACUCACCUCUUGCACACUCAAGCUUAUCAGCGGAAAGUGAAGAUGUGAUCUGGGGCUGCAGAUGUGCCUUCCAGCUCAUUGUUCCUCAGCAUCUCCUGGAGCCAACGCUGACACUUUUUUUUUUUUACCUUAAAGAAUAAAACAAGGAAAAAUUUAAAAAAAAAAAAAGGAGCAAAGCCUAUGCAUCAUCAUAGCCAGGAGUCACACCAAGAAACAGAUUCCAGUAAUCUUUAUUUGCUUUUGGACAUUAAUGCAAGCUCUGUAAGCUUCAAAUUUCUUUCCCAGUAGACAGAAAGCGGCUUCCAAUCCUAAAGUUACAGUAUUUACUUACAGCACAUUACAAAGACUUCUUUUUUUUUUCAAACAAGAGCUGUUUGCUUGAAACCAUUAUAAUAACCAUUAUAAUAACUGUGAGCAUUAACAGAGAAGUUCAUAUAUACGUUUUAGGUACAAAAAGAAGAAAUAUGAAAGGAGUAGAAUUACUGGGACAAUGUAAAACUGUUGGGAGCAAGAACCAGUUACACCGAGUCCAUGGGAGGAAACUGUCCGUUCCUGCGGGGGUCGGCCCCGAGUGUUUGGGAUGUGGGAGACCAAGUCUAGAUGCAGAUCUCCUCUUCUAAAGUGCAAUGCAAAAGGAAUUUUGAUGAUGCUUCAGCAGGUGUUUUUAUGUGAGGUUUUUUUUUCUUCUUUGUAUGUUUUUUUCUGCGAUUAUUAAAUCAUAUGCAUGGAAUUAAAAUUCUGCCAUACGUAUACUCAUUAAUGGGCAUUAUUACUGUCUUAUGUAAAGGGUUUGUUUUGUUAUGCAGUAUGCAUAAAAAUGUUCUCAGCCUUAUGAUUUCCAGAUCUGUAUUAAUUACUUAUUUCUUCAAGGGAAACUAAAUAAUUUUAGCUUGGGUUGAUCACUGUGCAUUUCAAGUCUCCUACGCUGUGCUUUACUGCCACGGUAAGAAAUUACACAUAGAACAACCGUACUGCCACCCCCCUGUGCGCUUUUGGAAGCCUCACUUUGCAUGUUUGCUUUGUCUGGGGUUUCUCCCCUGAUCUUUCAGUGUGUCUUCCCCCUUCUGACUCCACAGCAAAUGGCACCGUGUCCAUCUCCACCCGCUUUUUCGCAGGACGAGCACCCACUUACCUGUGGCCCAGGACGUGGCUCUUUGCUGUUGCUCUAGGGAAGCACACUGAUGCACUGGCACGAUUUCUUCUGUGCACCUGAUGCUUUUUAUCCGCCCAAAUUCAUGAAAUCUGUGAUUUUUUUCAAAGAAAGAACAGUGAAUAGUUUUAUGGGUAGUAAAUAGUCCUGUCAGCCACCUGUGCUUCCCACCCAAAGGGGAUGAGACGUGCAGGACAGAAGUCUCCACUGCUGUUACAAACCCAUGGCUUCUUCUUUUGCCUGUGUUGUGGUAAUUCUAUAAAGUUUAGUAGAUCACAAAAAUAUAUCCCACUCUUGGAAGUUAAUACUCAACAGGAUUCAAUCCUGGGGAGCAAAAACUUCCUGGUAACAACAUCUUUGUAAUUUAGUGAUUAAAUAAGAUGACCCGCCAAGCGUCCCACGCCAGCAGCAGGCCACCAGGAGAGGCUCCCAGGAUAGGAGCCCACCUGAGAGAAUUCUCUCUUCCCUAAAUACAUCUUAUCAAUAAAAGUCUGUGGAAUACAGAAUUUCUUUCCAGUUCCCAAUUCCUGCUCCCACCCUGAGUCCUGCAUUGCCUGGAGAUGGACAGCGAGACACUAAUUGUAGAACGGGGCUGGCAGAGCCGGGGCAGCCGCAAAGUCUCUGGUGCAGGUGCUUACGGUGAGGAGGUUCUGUGUGUAAUUUCUGUGUCUGCAGCGCUUCAGCAGAGCGAGUGUUGGCCUGUUCAGAUGGAACUGCUUUUCUUUUGCCAUAGCCUUGGUCCCUGCUGCAUUCCAUUUGCACUCCAACCUGUGAGUGAGGAACUGUAAAGUCGCAUCUUCUCAUUUCAUCCGCUCUUUAGUUUCCUUUAAGAAGUUCAAGGGGAGAAGAGGUGUUUCACACAGGCUGUUGACUCUCCCUGUACUAAAAGAAAUAUAUUACUCAGUACUUGUAUAUUCAGUUUAAAUACUCAUUGUUUCUAUUACUGAAAGAAGACUUAACGAAGGGAAAAAACCAACAGCAAUAACAUUCAUAUCUCUGGAGCAGCUAACUCGUAUACAUAAUAUUCUGCUUUUCAAACAGAACUAGCCAAUGUAAAAAAAGUUAAAAGUAAAUUCAACAUGUAAAUACUUUUUUUCCUUUUACACUGUUGUAUUAUAAGUGUAUAUGGUGUUUACUUUUUCAAAACUCUUUCUUACUGGUAGUUGUCUUGUUUUAUGAGUUGUGUUUUUAACUAAGAAGAACCUUUGCUGUCUGUUAGGAAAAAACAACACGAGAUCUUUUUGCAAGUUCUAACCGUGGGUUACCCCUCUCCAUCCCCCGCAUUGGAUUAGUCCUUAUUUUCACUGUAAAGUAUUUUAUUACCAAAAGGUUUUCUUUCCAUUCUGCCCUCUCCUCAGUCCAUGUGUUUUAGAGACAAGUUUUUUUGUUGCUUUGAUUGUUUUUUUUGUUGUGGUUUUUCUUUUUUUUUUAAAUCAAAAGAACUCACAGAAAUGACAUUUUUUCAAUUGAAGAAAAAUAAAUCUUUACAUUUAUAAUAGCCAAUAGCAUUUCAGCACAUUUUUGUUAUCCUGGUCUCUCCUAUGCUGCUGCUAAUGACAAUAUUAUGACUUACUCUACUAUUCUAGAACUAUUUUUAUGUAAGUAAUGUAUGCUUUCUUGUUUAUAAAUGCCUGAUUUAAAAAAAAAAUAAGAAAAAAGCUUGGCAUAUUUAUCUAUUUCGCUGUGUACCUUGAUAGUCCUUUUCCACCCCCUUUUCCACAUCCCCUCCCCUUGAAGCAGAUAAUAUUGUAAAAUAAAGGACUUUAUGAGAUUAUGUAUGAAAAUAGCUAUGCUUAUAUACCACAGUGACUGAAUGUACAGUGUAUAGACGCAUUACCUAAAAUAAAAUUGUU
Colius striatus (speckled mousebird) is the source of this 7090-nucleotide messenger RNA. RefSeq names its product SKI proto-oncogene (gene SKI). Gene Ontology annotation, molecular function: DNA-binding transcription factor activity, RNA polymerase II-specific; RNA polymerase II cis-regulatory region sequence-specific DNA binding; SMAD binding. Bases 333 to 2483 code for a protein of 716 amino acids. The transcript has 7 exons. Gene Ontology annotation, biological process: negative regulation of BMP signaling pathway. Gene Ontology annotation, cellular component: nucleus. The record is from RefSeq and is a predicted model, not a curated record. Lineage: Eukaryota; Metazoa; Chordata; Aves; Coliiformes; Coliidae.